AUGUCGCGGAACGAUGAUGACCCUGUGGUCGAGGAGACGCUCGAGGAGACGCUCGAGGCCGCCUUGGAGGCGGGCGGGGUGGCCGCAGAACCCACCGUCGGCGACGCUGCCGCGUCUCCGAGCGUCCCAGGUCCUGAGGCGGAGGAGCCGCAUGGAGGUGGCGAGGCGCCGAUGGAGGUGGCCGAUGCGGAGGAGCCCCAUGGGGGCGGCGAGGCGCCGAUGGAGGUGGCCGAUGUGGAGGGGCCCCAUGGAGGUGGCGAGGCGCCGCCGGGCGUCCCAGGUCCGACGGGCGACCGCGACAUUUGCGAUAUCUGCCAACUCCCCCCGAGGGAGGGUCCCGACGGGGACAGCGCCUGGGGGCAGGUUCUGCGUGCCAUCUUGCCGUGCCUCCAUAUGUUCCACCAGGUUUGCAUCGACGAGACCUGCAGGAUCCUGACAAAACCAAUGGGCGCGCUCGCGUGCCCGACCUGCAGGAGGACGCCGCAGGACAUUCAGGCCAUGGAGGAGAAGAUGAUCAGUGAGGGGAUGGCUCGCAGGACCGCGGAUGGGUUGCCGCACAGGGCUAAGGCGGCCCAGGCGGCUUGGGCGGCUCGGCAGCUCCAGAUCGACACGAUGUUCGGCGCUACAUUGCCAGGCGUCAUAUUCGUCAUGCCCCUUAAUCUGCACAGGCUCAUGAGGGCAAGCUCGGCCGCGUCGGGCGAGGCCCUCGGCGGCGAAGAGCAGCGGGGCGCCGCCCCCGAAGAUACUGCGGCAGAACCUGCUGCAGACCCACUGGCGGCACCAGCCCCCUCGAACCCGCAGACCCUUGGUCGCGCCCCGAAGCGCGGCCUCUUCCCGGCGCGGCCGAAGCCGACGCGGGCGCCAAUGGUGCCAGAUCGCCCCAGUUUCCUCGAGGAUCGCCGCGUGCACCGCGGGGAUUUCGGUGCCGAGGUGGAGGUCAUGGACAAGGUCACGCAGCUGAGCACCGAACUGGGCGCAUGGCCAACGUCCGAGUUCAGCGCCCUCGACGACGAGAGCAAGAAGGCGUUCUUUGGCGGCAUCAGGGGCACCAAGAAGCGAAAGGAGCACCGCAAGUGGUCCGCAGAAGGUGGAGAAUUCUUGCCGCUGUCGGCGUGGUCUGUCAAAGGCUUCGACACGGGUCGAAUCGAGAGCUUGUCGCGCCCGUGGGACAUUCAAGACCACCGCGUCCUCGGGAAGACGCACCGCGUCCCGAUAUACUCGGCUGGCACGGCGAGCAAGACGGGGAAGCUUCGCGAGGACGUGAAGGGGAACAGCGGCGAGAGGCGGAAGGUGGAUGGCGCUCCCGAGUCCGAGUCCAAGGAGUCGAGCUCAGCGAGCUCCUCGUCGCGCAGCCGCCGUAAGAAGAAGGGCAAUGAGCUCACUAAGGACAAGAAGGGCCACAAGAAGGGCAAGAAGGACAAGGAUGCCAGGAACGUCCGCAAGGCGGGUGCGCGAGGGGGGGGACAGAAGCUCGAGACCAUGCGGAAGAAGGAGGGCGCGAAGAACCUGGAGGACGCGACGGCGAUGUCGGACAAGGUCAGGCACAUGAAGCACACGCUGCAGGAUAUCGUGAGCGACGCAGCCUUCCAGGGGAUGCCGCAGAGGGUCCGCGAGACCAUCGAGGUUGACUACAAGAAGAUCAGCGAGCUCCACAGCGACGUCAAGAAGGUCAUGGACGGUGGCCACAACGGCACCAUUCGCCACAUCGACAACAAUGUAACGGUCAAGAGCCUGUUGGCAGACAUGAAGCGCGAGGCCGACGCGGCCUCGCAGCUCAUCCGCCAGGCCAAUCCGUUCUAG
This is a messenger RNA of Prorocentrum cordatum, 1800 nucleotides long. The record is from the annotation of a GenBank genome assembly. Lineage: Eukaryota; Dinophyceae; Prorocentrales; Prorocentraceae.